Penicilliopsis zonata CBS 506.65 is the source of this 471-nucleotide messenger RNA. RefSeq lists its product as hypothetical. NCBI's taxonomy places the organism in Eukaryota, Fungi, Ascomycota, Eurotiomycetes, Eurotiales, Aspergillaceae. The record is from RefSeq and is a predicted model, not a curated record. Bases 1 to 471 code for a protein of 156 amino acids. The transcript has 4 exons.
AUGUCGCAUAACAGAUUUAUUCAAUCGUUUACUCAAGUCCCCAAAGAGCUGUUCCGUUUGAACAACGGCCCAGCAGUCCAUCUCCGGGCCCAUCCUGGACCUCUGAGACCAGCGGGGUUGUUCGACUUGCUUACGACGGAGGGAAAGGUCAGACCGUUGGCUCUGGAUCCAGCAACCUAUGAAUUCCCGAAUGGCGCCUCGAUGCGAUCCAACUCCAUAUCACAGCAGAGGCUUGUGAGAAGAUUGAAAGGAUCCUCCGCCCUCAUCUACACCCUUCAUGCAGGUACGGAGCUUCCGGAUGAUCUGAUCUUAGUCCACGAGUUUGCAGACCACUAUUCCCUGCAGGCAAGGAGAUCGAUGACGGUGGAGGAGCUCAAUAGCAAGAUCACUCAGUUCUUGACAGCAAAGGGAGAACGUCUUUCGAAAGAACAGUGGCAGCAGAGAUAUCCCACCGCAACAGAAUCACGAUGA